AUGGCAGCGCAGUCCAUGGUGGCGCGGUCGCUGGCGGUGGGCCUUCGGCAUGCCCUCACUCGGCCUCGAACCAUCGGUUUUCCAAAGGUUUUCAGAGCUUACCAUCCAGCAAUGGAGCUGCAGCAGACGCGGCAGCUGAGGACAUCCGCGGCACCUCUACUCGCUGUGCAGCAGUUCAAGCUGGCAGACAUCGGGGAGGGCAUUGCGGAGGUGCAGCUUACGGAGUGGUUCGUAAAGGAGGGUGACCAGGUGAAGGAGAUGGACAACGUUUGCAGCGUGGAGUCCGACAAGGCGUCGGUAGAGCUCACGAGCCCCUACACGGGCAAAGUGCUGAAGCUCCACCACAAGGUCCAAGACACCGUGAAGGUGGGUUCGGUCCUUAUCGACGUUGACACGGGCGGCCCUGCGGAUGCCCCAGCAGCAGCCGCCCCAGCAGCCGCCCCAGCAGCCCCGGCCGCCCCCGCCACACCGGCCGCUCCAGCCGGUGCGCAGGUGCAGCCGUUCAAGCUGGCGGACAUUGGGGAAGGGAUCGCAGAAGUGCAGCUGACCGAAUGGUUUGUCAAGGAAGGUGAUGCCGUCAAGGAGAUGGACAACCUUUGCUCCGUCGAGAGCGACAAGGCUUCUGUGGAGCUCUCGAGCCCUUUCACGGGCAAAGUGGUCAAGAUUUACCACAAGGUGCAAGACACAGUCAAAGUGGGCAGCACAUUGGUCGACAUCGAAGUUGCGGGUGCAGCUCCUGCCGCCGCUCCUGCAGCUCCAAGCCCAAGCCCAGCCCCCAGCCCCAGCCCUGCAACUCCGACUCCGGCGCCUUCAGCGCCGUCAGCGCCUUCAACACCUGCGCCGGCAGCUUCCAAGGCUGGUGCCCCUGCUCCGGGAGUUCUGGCAACGCCGAAGGUGAGGGGCUUGGCCAAGCAGUUGGGCGUGGACCUCGCUUCCGUGAAGGGCACAGGUGCCAACGGGCGGGUGCUCGAAGAGGACCUGCGGGCGGUUGCAAGCGGCAAGCCCGCAAGUGCUGCAGCCCCUCCAGCCAUGUCAAGGCCCACCGAGGACCAGACGAUCCAAAUCACGGACAACGUGGGCAAAGGGAUGGUAAAAUCUAUGCAGGCUUCUCUUUUGGUGCCUUACAUGGCGCUAGGGGAGGAGAUCGACAUGACAGAGAUGCUGGCUUUGCAGAAGCAGCUGAAGGAUUAUGCGCUGAAGAAGCAUGGCACGAAGGUCACGGUCACGUCUUUUAUGCUCAAGGCCAUCUCCUUGGCCCUGAACGACAACCCGAAGAUCAACUCGAAGUUCGGGCCGUCGGACGCAAACCCUCCGAGCUACACCGUCUUUGCCCAGCACAACAUCUCAGUCGCCGUGGACACGCCUCACGGCCUGAUGGUGCCAAACAUCAAGGACGUCGGGGGCAAGAACGUCCUGGAAAUCCAGAACGAGCUGAUGCGGAUUGCGGCCGCAGCUCAAGCGGGCAAGUUGGCGCUCUCGGACAUCCAGGGUGGGACCAUCACACUGUCAAACAUUGGUGUCAUCGGCACCAAGGACCCUCGGCCCAUCCUCUUCGACGGGCAGGCUGUGAUCGGGGCAACCGGGAGGACCAUGGUGUUGCCCCGCUACAAUGCCAAGAUGGAGUUGGUGCCCCGGCAAGUCAUGAACAUUCGCUGGGUUGGGGAUCACCGGCACCUGGAUGGUGCCUCGCUGGCACGCUUCUCCAAUUCCUUCAAGCAGUACAUGGAGGCUGGGGGAGCACAAACCAAAGAGAAGAUACGACCGGAUCUGAUCAUGUGUUCAUUCUUUCUCUCCUUCUCCGCGCUGCCUAUCUAG
This is a messenger RNA of Symbiodinium natans, 1815 nucleotides long. Lineage: Eukaryota; Dinophyceae; Suessiales; Symbiodiniaceae. The record is from the annotation of a GenBank genome assembly.